Messenger RNA from Poecilia latipinna (sailfin molly), 4372 nucleotides. RefSeq names its product early growth response 4 (gene egr4). Lineage: Eukaryota; Metazoa; Chordata; Actinopteri; Cyprinodontiformes; Poeciliidae. Gene Ontology annotation, biological process: regulation of transcription by RNA polymerase II. Gene Ontology annotation, molecular function: DNA-binding transcription factor activity, RNA polymerase II-specific; RNA polymerase II cis-regulatory region sequence-specific DNA binding. The transcript has 2 exons. The coding region runs from base 2496 to 3668 and encodes 390 amino acids. The record is from RefSeq and is a predicted model, not a curated record.
AAAACAGACAAUUUCUUAUUAUUUUAGUAAUGCGUUGCUUUCUAUUCAGUGGUAAAAAAUUUUCCAUCCUGACUCCUGAACAACUGAUUUGUUUUCAGGAGCCGAACAAAAUCAUUUUCAUGGCCACAAAUGGCCCCCGGACCGCACUUUGGACCCCUCUGGUCUAAAUGAAGAUCUGAUGCAAAGUUUUACCUUCAAACCUCAAAAAUCUGCCAGAAGUUUUCACGUUAUAAAAACCCAGAACAUCGUUUAUCAUUUAUGCUGGUAAAUUUACUAUAAUAAUUUAAUCAUGAUUAAUUCCAGUUAAAGAUAUUUAAAAGUCUCCAAAAUGUCCACAUUGUCUGGAUUGGUAGUUUCACUAUUUUCUCCACUGUUUGGUCAAAGAAAGCAUCAAUAAAUUUCGAAAUAUGAUUAAAUCCAGCUGAUGUAAAUCAAACUUUUUAUAUGAUUGUUGUCCUAAAGAUGUUUAUUAUAAACAGGAAUGUUUUUCAAGUAGCAUUUGUGUUUGUGGGGCCAUAAAUGCUGUGACACACAGUUACCUAAAAAGUUUUGAUAAUUAUUUUAUCUUUAUCGCAUCGCUAACCGCUACCUGAACAUAUUUUAUUGAGGUUUUAUGUGAUCAAUUAACACAAAGCAAUGCAGGAAUGUGAAUCACAAAGAAAACCAGACAUGAUUUAAACAUUUUCUGAAAAGUGUGGUGGACAUUUGUAUUUAACUCUUUCUCUGCAGAUCCAGCUGGUUGGUCUCCACCAAUUAGCUGAAUGUUUUUUUCUCUUCUUUACAAAACAAGUUCAGUCCGAUUGGAUGCAAGGCACCAACGAACGUCAGUUAAAUCUAUCCUUAGACUUUGAUUAGGCCAUUCUAGCAUAUCAAUUUCAUUUGAUCUAAUCUGUGUUUCCAUUAGCAUUUCAUUUUGAAGUUUUGCAUUAGAAGUUGAUAGAAAUGCCAAAAUAAAAUAAAAUAAAAUAAAAUAAUAACAUUUUGAAGAAAAAAAGGUUUUACGCUCAUUUGAUGUGAUUUUUGGUUUUUCUGAAAUACUUAACGAAGUAAAGAGGAGAUGGAAAUACAUUUACAGAAUAAGUUCUGAUGCAGCGAAUGGUUCCAUCAACUGGAAAGAGCAAAGAUGAGGAAGGUUUACACCGAUCCUUUAUUAAUGGAUAUUUGGGGUCUGAACUGCUAAUAGGCAGGAAUGAGUGUUUUAAAGAGGCUCUGCUCCUAACCAGCCCAAAUUAUCCACUGUAGAAGACAUUUUUAAAAAUUAUAACUUAUCUUUUAUCAAAUUGUUGCAACGUUUGGAACUCUGAAUUAGCAGCUAUGUACUUUCUGACACAUUAUUGUUAUUUUUAAAGCACAAACGGCUGUUAAAUGCAGAAAAUGGUGACUAGAAAUUUUCUGCCAUCGCUUCUGGCGCCCCCUCUGGCUCGGCGCCCGCAUGCAUCGCAUUUAGAGCGUACAAACAUUUACAACUGAAACUUUGGGUCCCUGAUGCCUUAAUAUUAUAUAUUAAACGAUGCACAAGAUUGAAAAGUUACAUCUGAGCAAGUUAAGGGUUUAAAUUUAAUUUUACUGAAAUAAAAAUGUAUUUUUCCAUGUUUUAGGGGAACAAAUAGACAUGGAGGGCAGCUAAUUUUCCUGUUACGUAACACUUCUGCUUGUUUUGGUUUACAUGGAGGGAUGAGAACGACGUGAAUCUCAGAGGACGAUCCCGACGCUCCGAACAGAACCAGGGGGUUCUGCAGGUUCUGAUGAUCCAGCUCCUUUUAUGUAACGCUGGCCUGGAUCCUCCAUCCGUCUCCAUGGCGACUACAUCCCAGCAGCUGCAUGUGGCUGUGCAGGAAUGUCACAUGUGGGCCAGUGAUGCGUCUGCAGUGCUGAACCGGUGGCGCAAAAAAGUUGUGAUACGCACUAAGCGGGCGCCGCUCUGGAGGGGGCGCCAUAAGCGACGGCAAAAAAUAAUUUCUAGUCCACAUUUUCUAUGGCUUAGCAGCUAAUUAUGCUUUGAAAACCACGCUUUGUCUGUGUCUGCUCGGUGUGAACAUCUCUAACUCGAAUGUUGCAACAAAUUAAACAAAUUUGGGUCUGUGGAGUCCCAUGAAAUGCGCCAAAACCCGCGAUCUGAGUCUCCCUCCCGUGUUUCCUGUCUUCUCCCGGUUGUAUAACCUCUCUCUGCCGCAGUGAAGGAAACCCCUCUCUCCGCUCCCCGACGACGCUCUGCCGCCUGUCCUUUUAAGGCAUGGGGGAUACCCGCCGUCACAGCCGGAAGCAGCCCAAAUUUGGUCAGCUGAAAGGGGCACGGCGGGGGGAAUCCCUCGCGCCGGUGUCGACCAAUAAAGGCAAGACGGGAGUUACCUUGGAGACGGAGAGUAUAAAAGGGAGAGCCGGAGAGCGCUCAGCAUCCUCAGCCUCUCAGCCCGGCAGCAGCCGCAGCUUAAACUGGAUUAACGCCUCGCUUCUUAGGGGGAAUCCCGGAUUUAAUCAUAAAACCUGAGAAAAAGAUGCUUCUGGAGCGCGACGACAGCUUCAUGUCUGAGUUUGAGGACGCUUGCAGCGCCUGGGUGGACAGCGUGGGGUCCAGCCCCAGCGACGGCGCGGACUCUGACGUGGGAUCACCGUUCAGCCAAGUUUUCUCUCCGGGAACUGACGCCUCGGACUCAGACUUCUUCUCCGACUUCAGCGACUGCUCCUCGGACACUCUCUCUCCAUCGCUCGGCUACACCGGAAGCUUCUUCGCGGAGCCGGAGCCCACGGCCGCGGGGCUGAGCAGCACUGCCGACGCGAUCCUGAACAUGAUCACGGAAAUUGUGGGAAUCUGCACCGAGAUGGAGCAGCAGCAGCAGCCCGCCCCCGACUUCAGCAUACCUCCUGCAGCCGCGGAGCCGCAGCCGCCUGCAGCCCCCGCUUCAGCUCCAGUGGUGAUCAAAUCGGAGUUCGGGAGCUCCAGCUGCAGCAGCGGGUGUUCACAGCCCUCCACGCUCGGGAAUGACGCUCUGUUCCCGGCUGCAGCGGACUCUCUGCUCCCGCUCAUGGCACUGGAGCAACAGGUGGACAUGGCUGAUUUCAUCGAGUCUCUGCUGAGCUCCGAAGCCGGGCAGGGCGAGCUGAAGCCCGGCUGCGAGGUGAAGCAGGAGCCGCUGGAGCUGGAGGACUGGCUGAAGGGUUUACCGGUAACCGGCGGGGAAUCCGGUAACUACGUCAUCAGCAGCACCCCCUCCACCCUGGACGCGCACCUGCUUUCCUCCCUCCUGCAGGGCGCGUUCCCGAUGGUCAACAUCAGCAGCGUGCACGCGCCCGGAGCGCCAAAGCAGCAGCGCGCAGGGCGCAGAGCGCACGCGCGCGGUGGCGUGAAACCAAAGCCGUUCCCGUGCUCCGUGCAGGGCUGCGAGCGCCGCUUCUCGCGCUCCGACGAGCUCAACAGGCACGUGCGCAUCCACACGGGCCAGAAGCCCUUCCAGUGCACCAUCUGCGCGCGCAGCUUCAGCCGCAGCGACCACCUGACCACACACACGCGCACGCACACCGGCGAGAAGCCCUUCUCCUGCGACGUGUGCGGGAAGAGGUUCGCGCGCAGCGACGAGAGAAAGCGGCACGGGCGCGUGCACGUGAAGCAGCAGCUGCGUGCGCAGAUGAUGGCCGCCUACUCUCUGGCCCUGAACGCGCCCGGCGUGUAAACACAGGCACGCGCUCCCUCUACGCGGAGUUUUGGAAGCUUUUCGGAUUUGAACCGACAACCGGAGAGACAUGUGACGUCACACCGGUGUACAGGUGCUGGGAGGCGCAUGCGUGUAUGCGGUGCCUGAGGGUUCGGGUUCGGGUUCGGGCCUGGCCCGGCAGCCGACCGGGCCUCCGCCGCCUUAAAGGGGCAGUGCGCCCCCUGCAGGACGGAUCCUGCUGUAAAAUAAAACCAGUUUCUUCUGCAUGAAGCCGUAAAGAGACUCUGUGAAUGUCGACGUCAGAAUGUCGUGCUUCUGUUGUUGAUAUUUCCAUGUAAGCAGCUCUAUAUUUGAGGAGUUCCAUGUUUGUAACAUAUCUCUAUUUUUCUAGACGGACUGUCUACCUCUCAGUGUCGCAGUUUUACAAGCAGGGUGUGAAUAUCUUAGAGAUGUUUCUCUGGCACAUGAACGUGAAACACGAUGUCACUUUUUCUAUGAAACGACUGUACGCAUUCCGCGGACUCUGAACGAACCCGUGUGUGCAGGUCCAGCUGCACCGAUGCAUUGUGGGAUAUGUUGUCCUGUGUUCUGUGGUGUGAGAUCUGAAGCACACCUGCUCAGUGAGAGCUGAGCGCUGAGUAGCACACAUGACUGUGCGAGUUUACUGUUCCCUCAUUCUGCAUGGAGGCUGUUGUUGCUGUUAAUAAACAAAACAAAGCGGA